This is a messenger RNA of Nicotiana tabacum (common tobacco), 840 nucleotides long. RefSeq names its product non-specific lipid transfer protein GPI-anchored 5. Gene Ontology annotation, molecular function: lipid binding. The record is from RefSeq and is a predicted model, not a curated record. NCBI's taxonomy places the organism in Eukaryota, Viridiplantae, Streptophyta, Magnoliopsida, Solanales, Solanaceae. Gene Ontology annotation, biological process: lipid transport.
UUGACUUUUCCACACCUAUAUCUCAAUAAACCAUUUAAUAUCUCUUUUCUUAAUUAUAUAUAUAUUAGCUUAGAAGCAAUUUACAGAACAGUAUUCAAGUAAAAUGCAGAUAUCAGCGAGCACAAUAAGUGCAAUAAUAGUUGUGGCAGUGGCUCUUCUUUCAUUACAUGUCAUCAGCGCUCAAUCGGAUUGCGAACAGGUGGUUGUUGGGUUAGCUCCGUGCCUGCAAUACAUAGAAGGGAAUGCCACGAGCCCGUCAUCAGGAUGCUGCACUCAGCUCGCCACUAUAGUGAAGACGCAGCCUCAGUGCUUGUGUCACGUUUUGAAUGGCGAGGGCUCAUCCUUUGGAGUUAAUAUCAAUCAGACACUUGCUUUGGCUCUUCCUACAGCUUGUAAUGCCCACACUCCCUUUCUUACUCUAUGUAAAGCAACUUCCCCAACUGGUUCUCCGGAAAUCUCUCCGUCCAUUCCUUCAGGAGACAGAUAUUCAAGAUUUUCGCCAAAUGGAGAUUCAUUGAAGCUGCAGCCAUACUCUCUGUUAUUUACCCUUAAUGUAGCCACUUUGUCAUAUGUCACAAUAUUCAGCUCCAUCUUAUAAACUCAAGCUCACUCAACAAAAAUACCGUCUUUAAUUUUUGUCAUAAAGAGAAUCCUUGUAAGAAGGUUUUUGUCUAUCUUAAAUUUUUGCUUAUGUAAAGAUAGUUCAUCACAAAUUCGUCACAAUCUUGUGAUGGAUGUCUCAUCAUUUUCUUUUUUGGCCAAGGCAGAGGAUUUUAAUUACUCUAUUGAAAUUAAUAUUUUCAGAAAUAUUGAACAAAUUAAGCACUUUUUGAAUGUAUA